GGCGGUGGAAGACGCUCAGGGCAGGGGCGACCUGCUACUGGGGCGCAGGAGUUGGGUAGGGAGGAUCCUGCGGGUUGCACCAGGGACUGCUUGGGGAGCCAAGCGACCCCCCUUUCCGUCCCCCCAAAAGCGGUCACUGCCCCGGUGGCAGCAGCUGCAGCAGCGGCAACUGCUCGCAUCCCGGGCCGGGAUCGGGUUACUCCCCUCCUCCUCCAGCAUCUUGGGCCAGACGGGGAAAUCCUUAUUCAAGUUUCCAGCGAGUACUUUCCCUGUGCUGAAAACUGGGGGGUCUGGAAACGCGCUGAGACCGGCCUCCUUUCCCGCGUCUCCACCUUUGAGCCCGAACGAAGACUCCCAAGUAUCGCUCUUUUCUGGGACGCUGCUCGCAGGCUAACUGCGCUGUUUGGAACAGAUUUUGUUUCUCGGCUGGCGUUGGUUGAAAACCAAGGGAAAAGGGUUGCGCUGCGAAUCUGAGGAUCUCAGGACCCUGGUUGUUCUUCAGCAAAAAUGGUUAUUUCUUCAAACUCCUGCCUGGGCUUUAUCUGUUUAUUGUUAUGCCACUGGAUCAGGACAGCAUCAUCUCUAAAUCUUGAAGACCCUAAUGUGUGUAGCCACUGGGAAAGCUACUCAGUGACUGUGCAAGAGUCAUACCCACAUCCCUUUGAUCAAAUUUACUACACCAGCUGCACUGACAUUCUGAACUGGUUUAAGUGUACACGGCACAGAAUCAGUUAUCGGACAGCCUAUCGACAUGGGGAAAAAACUAUGUAUAGGCGCAAAUCCCAGUGUUGUCCUGGAUUUUAUGAAAGCAGAGAAAUGUGUGUCCCCCACUGUGCUGAUAAAUGUGUCCAUGGUCGCUGCAUUGCUCCAAACACCUGUCAGUGUGAGCCUGGCUGGGGUGGGACCAACUGCUCCAGUGCCUGUGACGGUGAUCACUGGGGGCCCCACUGCAGCAGCCGGUGCCAGUGCAAAAACAAGGCUCUGUGCAACCCCAUCACGGGGGCUUGCCACUGCUCUGCAGGCUUCCGGGGCUGGCGCUGUGAGGACCGCUGUGAGCAGGGCACCUAUGGUAACGACUGUCACCAGAGAUGCCAGUGCCAGAACGGAGCCACCUGUGAUCACGUGACGGGGGAAUGCCGCUGCUCACCGGGAUACACUGGAGCCUUCUGUGAGGAUCUGUGUCCCCCUGGCAAGCAUGGUCCACAGUGUGAGCAGAGAUGCCCCUGCCAAAAUGGGGGAGUGUGUCAUCAUGUCACCGGAGAAUGCUCCUGCCCUUCUGGCUGGCUGGGCACAGUGUGUGGCCAGCCUUGCCCCGAGGGUCGCUUUGGAAAGAACUGUUCGCAAGAAUGUCAGUGCCAUAAUGGAGGGACAUGUGAUGCUGCCACAGGCCAGUGUUAUUGCAGUCCAGGAUACACGGGGGAACGAUGCCAGGACGAGUGUCCUGUUGGCACAUACGGAGUUCGCUGUGCUGAGACCUGCCAGUGUGUCAAUGGAGGGAAAUGUUACCAUGUGAGUGGCUCAUGCCUCUGUGAAGCAGGCUUUGCUGGUGAGCACUGCGAGGCGCGCCUGUGUCCAGAAGGGCUCUACGGCAUCAAAUGUGACAAGCGGUGCCCCUGCCACCUGGACAACACUCAGAGCUGUCACCCCAUGUCUGGAGAGUGUGCCUGCAAGCCGGGCUGGUCGGGACUCUACUGUAAUGAGACGUGUUCUCCUGGAUUCUAUGGAGAAGCUUGCCAACAGAUCUGCAGCUGCCAAAACGGGGCUGACUGUGACAGUGUGACUGGAAAGUGCACCUGUGCCCCAGGAUUCAAAGGAAUUGACUGCUCUACCCCUUGCCCUCUGGGGACCUAUGGGAUAAACUGUUCCUCUCUCUGCGGCUGUAAAAAUGAUGCUGUCUGCUCUCCUGUGGACGGGUCUUGUACUUGCAAGGCCGGCUGGCAUGGGGUGGUCUGCUCCAUCAGCUGUCCCAGUGGCACAUGGGGCUUUGGCUGUAACUUAACAUGCCAGUGCCUCAACGGUGGAGCCUGCAACACCCUGGAUGGGACCUGCACGUGUGCACCUGGAUGGCACGGGGAGAAAUGUGAACUUCCCUGCCAGGAUGGCACGUAUGGGCUGAACUGUGCCGAGCGCUGCGACUGCAGCCAUGCAGAUGGCUGCCACCCCACCACGGGCCAUUGCCGCUGCCUCCCCGGCUGGUCAGGUGUCCACUGUGACAGCGUGUGUGCUGAGGGACGCUGGGGCCCCAACUGCUCCCUGCCCUGCUACUGUAAAAACGGGGCUUCGUGCUCCCCUGACGACGGCAUCUGUGAGUGUGCACCAGGGUUCCGAGGCACCACUUGUCAGAGAAUCUGUUCUCCUGGUUUUUAUGGGCAUCGCUGCAGCCAGACAUGUCCGCAGUGUGUGCACAGCAGUGGGCCCUGCCACCACAUCACGGGCCUGUGUGACUGCCUGCCUGGCUUCACAGGUGCCCUCUGCAAUGAAGUGUGUCCCAGUGGCAGAUUUGGGAAAAACUGUGCAGGGAUUUGUACCUGUACCAACAAUGGAACCUGCAACCCUAUUGACAGAUCUUGUCAGUGUUACCCGGGGUGGAUCGGCAGUGACUGCUCUCAGCCUUGUCCCCCUGCCCACUGGGGCCCAAACUGCAUCCACACGUGCAACUGCCACAACGGGGCCUUCUGCAGUGCCUACGACGGGGAAUGUAAAUGCACUCCUGGCUGGACGGGGCUCUACUGUACUCAGAGAUGUCCUUUGGGGUUUUAUGGAAAGGACUGUGCGUUGAUAUGCCAGUGUCAAAAUGGAGCUGACUGCGACCACAUAUCUGGGCAGUGUACCUGCCGUACCGGGUUCAUGGGGAAGUACUGUGAACAAAAGUGCCCUGCAGGAACAUAUGGCUACGGCUGUCGCCAGAUAUGUGACUGUCUGAACAACUCCACCUGCGACCACAUAACUGGGACCUGUUAUUGCAGCCCAGGUUGGAAGGGGGCACGCUGUGAUCAAGCUGGUGUUAUAAUAGUCGGAAAUCUGAACAGCUUAAGCAGAACCAGUACGGCUCUUCCUGCUGAUUCCUACCAGAUCGGGGCCAUUGCGGGCAUCAUCAUUCUUGUCCUGGUUGUUCUCUUCCUACUGGCGUUGUUCAUUAUUUAUAGACACAAGCAGAAGGGAAAGGAAUCGAGCAUGCCAGCAGUGACCUACACCCCUGCUAUGAGGGUCGUGAAUGCAGACUAUGCCAUUUCAGAAACUCUUCCUCACAGCAGCAGUGGAAAUGCUAACAGCCAUUACUUCACCAAUCCCAGCUACCACACGCUUACCCAGUGUGCCACAUCCCCACACGUCAACAACAGGGACAGGAUGACCAUCGCAAAGUCAAAGAAUAACCAGCUAUUCGUGAAUCUGAAAAAUGUGAAUCCUGGGAAGAGAGGCCCUCUGGUGGACUGCACAGGCACACUGCCCGCAGACUGGAAACAUGGCGGCUACCUCAACGAGUUCGGUGCUUUUGGACUUGACAGAAGUUACAUGGGAAAAUCCUUGAAAGACCUAGGAAAGAAUUCUGAAUAUAAUUCAAGUAGCUGCUCCCUAAGCAGUUCUGAAAACCCAUAUGCCACUAUUAAAGACCCACCUGUACUUAUUCCCAAAAACUCAGAGUGUGGUUAUGUGGAGAUGAAGUCACCAGCACGGAGAGAUUCCCCAUAUGCGGAGAUCAAUAACUCAACUUCAGCUAACAAGAAUGUCUAUGAAGUUGAACCUACAGUGAGUGUUGUCCAAGGAAUAUUCAGCAAUAAUGGGCAUCUCACCCAGGAUCCAUACGACCUCCCAAAGAACAGUCACAUCCCUUGCCAUUAUGACCUGCUGCCAGUCCGAGACAGUUCAUCCUCCCCGAAGCGAGAGGAUGGUGGCAGCAGCAGCAGCAGCAGCAGCAGCAGUGAAUGACACCAAAGGACCACUCGGUGGCUGCUGGAACCCUUUCCAGGACUGCAGUUCGGUUCUUCUCCAUCCUCAAGUUUGCCACCUUAUGUGAAUGUUAAUCUCCAUGGUAGGCAAUUGUCGGACGUGAAGCAGAAGGCUCAAAGCUGAGGCUGACUGACCGUAGGUCCUUUUUGUACAGGUGGCUCAGAAGGAGAUAUCAAUGUGAUUUCCCGUUCGUGUUAGUUUUAGAACUGCACCCAUGAAGCAUGACUUACUGUAAAAUCUUGGCUAAAAGCAUGAACUUGCAGAACUCCUUCAAAGAUAUGGGUUGCAGUGGACAUUGAUGUUAUUGCUUGAAAAAUUAAAAUUUAAAUAUUUCUUUCUCAUUGGCAUUAUAGAGCUGUACCUAGGAUUGUGCAGUUUCCCAUAAAAUUUAGUGUAAAUCACUAAACAUGUAGAAGCAAAAGGGCAUAUUAUGGAGUCCUUAUUGUUUUCUUUUUUCAGUUGGACUCAGAAUUGUAGGGCUAAUAUGAACCCAGGAGGAAAGAUUCUGUCAAGUGGUAUACCUGGAUAGACUUUCAAUGAACUCUAGAAGUGGAUAGCAAAUUUAAAUAUGAAAACUCUAGACUUUUUUUAGGAUGAAGAAAUGUACAAUUAGAAUUAUUUUAGAAAUACUAGAAUUAUUUCAGGAAUCAAUAUACAGUGUGCCGGGCAGAGGUGAUUCUUCUCUCUGUUUGACCCUUGACCUGCUUUAGAUCCAUGACACUAUUCUGAUCACUGUCCCCAUCAUAGACAUUUACCACUUGAGAUCCAUAACAUAUCAAUAAUUAUUUCAUAAAUAUAGAAAUGAAAUAAUUUUAUUUUUGACAGACUGGAUUGAAUGAGUGCAUAAUGAUUGGAAAAAGUUGUAAAUUUUAAGUGUAAGAAGACACUUAAGUUUUGUAAACCAUUAGCAAUACAUGCUGUAAUAUAGAAUUAGCAGAUAGUUUUGAUUAAUUUUUCCCUAGAAGUGACUGAAAUAUUUUUGUGCAUAUUUGUGAAAGGGGCACUUUCCUUUUAUUAAUUGUUGAUUUAGAGAAACUAUGCUUAAGCUGGUCUUUUGCAUUGCUAAUAUGACAUGUACCCCAUUUUUUCAUUAAUUUGUAUUUCCAUUUUUAAGUUGUAUAUUCUAUGUUUUGUAGUGUUUGGAUUGUUAAUGAAAAAAUUAUAUUAUAUGUUCACUGUUUCUUAUAUUAUUGCCAUUUAUCUUUUAGCUUGAUAAAAAUGCAUUGCUCUUUCUGAGGGAGGAGAUGAAAAUAUAUAAAUCCAAUCUAUUAAAAUUGGUCAUUACUAAAAUAGUACAGUAACCAUAGGUGAAUGGCUUAUAACUGAAAUAGAGAAGCUUUUUAAUAUUCCAAAAUGGAGUUCCUUUUGAUCUGUGGGUUCUGAGUCUCCAUUAAACCGGGGGAGGGGAAGAAGGGAGCCAUUGUUAUUGAACGAGUACCACAGACAGAUCUUACUAAAGACUUUCAUUAGGGUGGUCAUAUAAUUGAUCAUCCAAACUGGGACAUUUUUGAGAGUAAAUGAGAGCAUUAUUAAUAAUUAUCCUACAAUAGGCUUAAAUUUGUACUGUUCCGGGCAAACCAGAAUGGAUGCUCAUCCUGUGCAUACUUAUCACACAAUAACAUUUUUCACUCUAAGGUAGCUGUCUCAAGAGAAUGCCAAUAUGACACAAGAGAGCCAGUCUCUCUUUGACCUACCUGAGCAAGCUGAAGGACUGAAAGGCUGAAUGAGGAAGCAACGUCAUGACAGAAAACGGUGGGCGUCGAUCUUUGAAAGACACGAAACCUUAUGCGUUGUCCUGUCUCAGUGAGUCAAUGAACAAAUAUGUAUCGUGCACCUGUUCUGCUAGUAGUAUACGUGAGGCAUUAUCUCUGCCAGUUAUUGACUUGGAUAUCCAGUGAUUUCAUGUCACACACCUGCACCUGUGAUGACGGUUUGGUCAGGUGGAUGAUAGAGCAAACACACUUGGAGCAUUCACUCCUUUGAUGGCUAUUUCUUUUUAGGGAACCCCAAAGUUAAUUCAAGGAGAUAUGGAAUUUCCUGGAAUGCACAUCAAGAACUACUGAUUUAUCCCAAAAAUUAACCACUGGCUGACCCUUAACUCUAGGGGCUAGGCAUCCAAUAGAGACACUUGUGGGUCAAUAGCCACAGAGUCAUUUUUGGUAAGAAAAAAGUAAGACAUUUUUCCUCUACUUUUUUAAGGAUCAUCUCUUCAGAGCUCCAUGGUGAGUUUGAAUUUCCCCAUUACUCCCUGGAGAUACGUUAACAAAAAAAAAAAACACUUCUUUUUUUUCUUCAUUCCACUUUUUUUAAAAAAUGAAAGUUUCAUGUACAAAGGUAACAGCAACUUAAGUAGAAAACCUGGGUGGCAAAUGUGGCCUCUAGAGGGCACUGCCAUCCCUUCCUGUGCGUUUUCUGACAAAUCAAUUGCUCAGAAGAGCUGCUGUCUUGAAACAUUUGUACCUGACCUGAUUCUUGCUUGUCAGUGUUCGCUCAGGACUUUUCAAAUGUCAGAACACACAUAGCACUUUGGAUAUUAUAAAACUACAUGUAAUAUUUGGAUAAUUGAGAAAUCAAAACUUUGAUAUAGAUUUGGGUAAAGAGAGAAAUACUUUCAUUGGAAUGAGAAUUAAAGAAAAGAUAAAAAGACCUGACAAAAUUUUCCCCCUGAAAUUACCACCUUUUAGGACUUUUCCAGAUUUAUCAAAUUUAAUUGGAUAGUGAUGUCAUUCUCCAUACAUAGUGAAUCUGUUCUUAUGACCUUUGAAUUGAUAUUAAUAUGAGACCCUAAAAAUAAUUUCUUCCCUAUAUCCUAUAGUAGUUAAAGCAGUGAGUGAGCUUGGUGACACCUAGCAAGAGCCAUUCAUGUAGGAAUGUUAGCCAAACUAUUAUUCUUUUCCUAGAGGUUGAUGUAUCAGAAAAUUUAUAAACUGUUUGUAUUUGUAUAUAAAUACAUCAAAACUGGCCCAAAUGAUAUGCUUGCUUUAAUAUGGGGAAUAUGUUAUUUGUAGUUAAUUAUGUGCUAAGGAAUAUUUCGUAAUUAUUUACAAUGCUUGAUGUAAAUUCUCUCCCAUGCUAUAAGAGUAAUGUUAACAGAGAGUUUGAUAUGUUUAGCAUUAUCUCUAUGGAAAAUUAUAUUCACCCAUUUCAGGAAAGCCAACAUAGAAUUUUGUAAUAGGACAGUUAUAACCUGUCCCAACGAAGUCCAUUAGCACAACAGCUCUAUUGUGAGAAAUGCAGAGAACUUUAUGAAAAUGUGGUCACCUUGCCUCCAAAGAGCCACGGUGGUAGUUGUCAAUUAUUGGGGAUUUGUAAACCGUAAAUAUUGCGAAAGUUGCACAAGCGUGUCACAAUAUCAUUUAGAAUUCAUGUCGAUAUUAGGAGUCCACUUACCACUGAAGAUGAAAUCAUAACAAGCUAAGUUUUAAGGUUAUGUUUUUUUUAAAUAACAAAUUUUCUAUCUCUGGAUAACAUCUUUAUUAUUCAAACUAAACCUUUCAGAGAUAUUUUGGUCUUGAAGGCUUUAUGUCAUGGAAGUGUACAUAGAUAGGCAAGUGUGAAUUGUGUGGCAUGGAUGGGUGCUUGUUUUGUAACUAAAGAUGUGCGGCAAACCGUCCUUUGAAGGUCCUCUUACUAUUGGUGUCCUAACACUGGGCCUGCUUACUCAGUAUUUAGUUCAGGCUUCAUUUUGAUAUGCAAAUCACAAUAUAUAUUUUUAAAAGGAAAAAAUCAAAAUACAUUAGGAUUUUCUUGAUUGUAGCAAACAAAAAAUGCUUUCAGUGUUAAAAUAUCUGUUUUCCAAAGAUGAUAAACUUUCAUCAGUAUAAGCCUACAACAUUGUC
Molecule: messenger RNA, 7787 nt
Organism: Equus quagga
Lineage: Eukaryota; Metazoa; Chordata; Mammalia; Perissodactyla; Equidae
Gene: MEGF10
Product: multiple EGF like domains 10
Exons: 25
Coding region: 508-3927 (1139 amino acids)
Biological process (GO): apoptotic cell clearance
Cellular component (GO): membrane
Molecular function (GO): Notch binding
Source: RefSeq, a predicted model, not a curated record